Varanus komodoensis (Komodo dragon) is the source of this 3912-nucleotide messenger RNA. It is a transcript of the gene OXSM, whose product is annotated as 3-oxoacyl-ACP synthase, mitochondrial. The record is from RefSeq and is a predicted model, not a curated record. Gene Ontology annotation, molecular function: 3-oxoacyl-[acyl-carrier-protein] synthase activity. Bases 1160 to 2548 code for a protein of 462 amino acids. NCBI's taxonomy places the organism in Eukaryota, Metazoa, Chordata, Lepidosauria, Squamata, Varanidae. Gene Ontology annotation, biological process: fatty acid biosynthetic process. The transcript is spliced from 3 exons.
CCACACCCUUCCUUGGCUUGGCUCCACUCCACUUCCCCCCAGUAAUGAAUCUAUGGGUGGUUUCCUGGCUUUUCCCAUUCUGAAAUGCCAAAAUGCCUCUCCUACAGCUCUAAGUUACAGCAUGUUUGGGGGUGUACUUCUGGCUUGUGCAUGACCAAAAUAUAGCCCCUGAUAGCAUCUGUGAAACUGAGCUUGAACAUCUAAAUGGGUGGCUAGUCACAUCAUUCAACUGUAGUCCUAUGCAUCAUACCAAUUUUGUAGUUUGGAUACAUCAACAGUAUGUACACCCAUUCUGGUUUCUCAAAAGUCUUCUACAUAUUCUACUGUUUUGGCUUAUCAUCAUCAUUCUUUUUUGUAUGGCAACAAUUCUGUUUCUAAACUGGCAGUUGUGGUUGUUUUUUUCCCCAUUUACACCUUCCUAACAUGGCUGGUCCGUUUCUGAAAAGGAUGACAUGGCAACUUCUAGCUUACCAGAAGACCACAUCCGCUGACCAGGAAGCCCCAAAAUAAAUGCUUCUGUUCAAUAAAGAACCUGCCUUCCACAUAUGCGCAGAAGCUCUCUUCAUGAUCAACCCAAGCUCUCUGAGCUGCAUAUGGUGUGACAGCACUGCCACUCAGAAUAUUUUCCAGGUCGGAGUCUUUUCUCAUAUUUUUAAGCUCUGCUAACCAUGCUAGAUGAGAUCACCUGUCACAGCAGGACGGUGAUAUAAGGCACACAACUGCCUUGCAAAUCUAACCGGGCUACUGCGACGAAGCUUCAUAUUACUCCAAAGGAAUGGAAGAUCACAAUGGUAGGGCCAUAUACAGUACCGCAUGUGAUGCAAGAGUCCUAAGAAACCGCCAUGCUCUAUUGACUGACAUUUGGGAGCGAGUUGGUUGUGGCCGACCAAGCACAAAGUCAGCAACUGCUAUUAUUGAAAUUUAUACAACCACAACAGCCCUCUCGACUUUUAUCCCCGCCCGCCCGAGACACUAUAAGCAACCCGUAAAACCGUGAUCCCGAAGCUUUUAUAUCUCGAGACGAGCCCUUUCCCGGCUGCCUCUGCGGCGAAACAGACGCAAACCUUCUCACCCUCGCGGCUCUUGUUUGACGGGCCCGUCCGUCCCUCUCACCUUAUGAUAUUAUCCGCAUAGGAAUGCCUUUCAGAUUACUGCAGUGAUGCUUCUCCAGUGCGCAAGAGAUUUAUCAAAGACUGCAUGCCUCAAUCUUAAACAUUCCCAAGUAUGUCAGUGUUUGAGAAUCAAUAUAAAGAGGAUGAGCACUUGUUCUGCUCCUCACAGCCAAAGGAGAGUGGUUGUCACAGGCAUAGGAUUAGUCUCUCCCCUUGGUGUUGGAACCCAGCAGGUGUGGAACAACCUCCUGCAAGGAAAUUGUGGAGUCGUUGCCCUUGAAGGGGAGGAAUAUUCUGCUGUUCCAUGUAAAGUGGCUGCCUGUGUAAAAAAGGGAGUUGGAGAAGGCCACUUCCAUGGCGAAAACUUUGUGUCAAAAGCAGAGAGCAAAGCCAUGUCUUCUGCCACCAUCAUGGCCAUUGGAGCUGCUGAUUUAGCAUUAAAAGACUCUGGCUGGUAUCCACAAUCUCAUCUGGACUGUUUAAAAGCUGGUGUGGCAAUAGGCAUGGGAAUGGUUCCACUGGAAGAUAUUUCUGACACAGCCUUGAUAUUCAAAACGAAGGGUUACAACAAAGUCAGUCCAUUCUUUGUUCCAAAAAUCUUGGUCAAUAUGGCAGCUGGCCAUAUUAGUAUCAAAUACCAACUGAAAGGACCUAAUCAUGCUGUAUCGACUGCAUGUACUACAGGAGCACAUGCUAUUGGAGACUCCUUUCGAUUUAUAACCUAUGGUGAUGCAGAUGUGAUGCUGGCUGGAGGAACAGAAGCUUGCAUUAGCCCCUUGUCCCUAGCUGGGUUUGCUAGAGCACGGGCUUUGAGUACAAGCUUUAACUCAAGCCCAAAACUGGCUUGCCGUCCAUUCCAUUCACUUCGAGAAGGAUUUGUCAUGGGAGAAGGUGCUGCAGUCUUGGUGUUGGAAGAAUAUGAGUAUGCUGUCCAGAGAGGAGCUAAACUUUAUGCAGAAAUUUUAGGAUAUGGACUCUCAGGUGAUGCUUGUCACAUAACAGCACCUGAUCCACAGGGAGAUGGUGCCUUCAGAUGCAUGUCUGCAGCAAUCAGGAAUUCUGGAAUUUGUCCUGAAGAUGUAACAUAUAUUAACGCUCAUGCCACCUCCACUCCUCUAGGAGAUGCCGCGGAGAAUGAAGCUAUUAAAAGACUGUUUAAAGAACAUGCAUAUUCUCUUGCCAUUUCUUCAACAAAGGGAGCAACAGGUCAUCUCUUGGGUGCUGCAGGAGCUAUUGAGGCAGCUUUUACUGCUUUGGCUUGCUACCAUGGAAUGCUACCACCUACUCUAAAUCUGGAUCAGGCAGAGCCACCAUUUGACCUCAACUAUGUUCCCCUAGUAUCACAAGAAUGGAGAACUGAAAAACGCCGUAUUGCUCUCAGUAACUCUUUUGGCUUUGGUGGAACUAAUGCAACACUGUGUUUUGCUAAUAUUUAGUUUCACAACCUAUAUGCAAAUACUCUAAGAUGACCUGUUAAUGAACAGAACAACGUAUAUCAGUGCAGUCUUGUAUCUAUUUUUAAUUCAUUCACAUGAGAGUUCCUGAUUUUUGCAAGUGGGUUACAAAAGUGGUGGGCAUGUUGUAGUUUCUGAUUUAUUCAAGAUGCUGAAUAUCCAGAUGCACUGGCUUAAUGUUUUACUCUGCAGACCCAUUUGCCUAUGAACACAUUGAGUCUGACCUACAGAACUAACCUUUAGUAUAACAGAACGUUUUGUAUACUUUUUUUGGUACUCUACAUUAGGCAAACCUACAUCUGUGUUUCUUAAAGUAGCACAGUUGUUAUGCCAAUUGCCCAAGCAAGCUUAGCUGAAGAAGUACAUGCAUUCUUCUCUUUCAGAAUGACUGCCUAGCAGGUGCAGCCAUUUCUUCUUGCUGUUCUCUUCUCGCAUCCAUAGGUAUUGUGAAUUGGGUUCAGCUAAAGAGGGAUAGACACCUAUAAUUCUUGACUUCCUUCUUGCUCUGUUCUGGCUUUUGGCUCCUUCCAGCAUGGUUGCCCUCAAAACCGUGGAUGCAGUCUGUGCUUGCUUCUCAAAACAAGCAAAGGCUUCUGAGCAACUGAAAUUGUGCUUUUACUUUCAAAGUAUCAUUGUCUAGCCCAUUCCCAGCCUAUGUAAUUCAACAGAUUGUUGCAUGAAAUGUAUUCACCACUCUAAUGUUGACAGCAAUGGUAAAACAACAAUAAAGGUAUUGUUUAAAAUUUGAGCUGCAAACUGCUGUAGCAGGAGCAUGUGUUAGUAGAAUGGCUAAUAAUUUAUUUUGGCCAUUUUGAGUUAGUGUGCCUCAACUACAACUGAUGUUUACCUUAAAGCUGUGUUAAAAGAAGUAAAGGUAAAUCAUAUGCAUUUGCAGAAAACCCACCCUCAUUUAAAGAAGCAUAAAUAUUCCAUGAAACUUAUAAUUAAAAUUUUCAAUUGAAAGAUAUCCACUGAUCCCAUAUUUCCUCUUCUCCAAUAGUUUAUCAAAUGUUUGUGGCAGUCCAAUGAAAAUUUUAGUGUUUCCAGUCAAAUAAUGUAUCUGUGAUUAAACAGUAGCUCAGCUUUUGUAAUAAUGUGUUGUUGUCUGGAAUCAAAACCCUCAACCGUUCUUUCUAUUGACUAAAAGGCAUGAAAGUGUGGGAAGUGGAUUUUAAAUGCUCAUACAAACAGCUGCUUCCUGAGUCAGGAGGGUUCUUGUCAGAACAGUGUCAUUAUAUAUUGUGAUCAUUAGGUAGCACUGUACUUACUUGUAUCCAUGUGGAGCCACAAGUUUACUGUUGUUCUGCCUGUAAGAGAGACAAUAAAGUUCUCAUCAAGUUUCCAGA